Cebus imitator (Panamanian white-faced capuchin) is the source of this 318-nucleotide messenger RNA. RefSeq names its product cytochrome c-like. The coding region runs from base 1 to 318 and encodes 105 amino acids. Gene Ontology annotation, molecular function: electron transfer activity; heme binding. Gene Ontology annotation, biological process: mitochondrial electron transport, cytochrome c to oxygen; mitochondrial electron transport, ubiquinol to cytochrome c. Lineage: Eukaryota; Metazoa; Chordata; Mammalia; Primates; Cebidae. Gene Ontology annotation, cellular component: mitochondrial intermembrane space. The record is from RefSeq and is a predicted model, not a curated record. The transcript has a single exon.
AUGGGUGAUGUUGAGAAAGACAAGAAGAUUUUUGUUCAGAAGUGUGCCCAGUGGCACACCAUGGAAAAUAGAGGCAAGCACAAGACUGGGGCUAAUCUCCAUGGUCUCUUUGGACAGAGGACAGGUCAGGCUGUUGGAUUCUCUUACACAGAUGUCAAUAAGAACAAAGGCAUCACCUGGAGAGAGGAUAUCCUGAUGGAGUAUUUGGAGAAUCCCAAGAAGUACAUCCCUGGAACAAAAAUGAUCUUUGCUGGCAUUAAGAAGAAGGCAGAAAGGGCAGACUUAAUAGCUUAUCUCAAAAAAGCUACUAAUGAAUAA